AUGGCCGCUGGGCGAUUGCCAGCUUGUGUCAUAGAUAAUGGCACUGGGUAUACGAAACUUGGUUAUGCCGGCAAUUCUGAGCCGCAAUUCAUUAUACCUUCAGCUAUAGCAGUACGAGAGAAAAUUGGUGCUCAGUCCUCGGCAUUGCGGUGGAAUACAAAUACAAGUUCACGAAUUGAGGAUCUUGAUUUUUUUAUUGGUGAUGAAGCGCUUUCACCUGCUGCAGCUAAUUACAUGGUUAAGUAUCCAAUUCGUCAUGGUAUUGUGGAAGAUUGGGAUUUGAUGGAGCGGUUUUGGGAACAGUGUAUCUUUAAAUAUUUACGAGCCGAACCAGAAGAUCAUUAUUUUCUUUUGACAGAACCGCCUUUGAAUACACCUGAAAAUCGUGAAUAUACUGCCGAAAUUAUGUUUGAAUCAUUCAACGUGCCUGGUUUGUAUAUUGCAGUACAAGCUGUAUUAGCUCUAGCGGCUUCCUGGCAAAGUCGUGAUUUCUCUCAGCGUUCAUUAACAGGAUUGGUGGUUGAUAGUGGUGAUGGUGUAACUCACUGUAUCCCUGUUGCGGAGGGAUAUGUAAUUGGCUCUUGCAUCAAGCAUAUUCCAGUCGCAGGGCGAGAUAUUACGUAUUUUAUACAACAGUUACUUCGAGAACGUGAAACUACCAUUCCUUCUGAUCAAAGCUAUGAAGUUGCGAAAUCGAUAAAAGAAAAAUAUUGUUAUGUAUGUCCGGAUAUUUUGCGUGAAUUUACAAAGUAUGAUAUGGAUAAUGCAAAAUGGUUCAAAACUUACGACGGCAUAAAUAAUGUCACGAAAAAACCAUUCACUGUUGAUGUAGGAUAUGAGCGAUUUCUUGGUCCUGAAAUCUUCUUUCAUCCAGAAUUCGCUAAUCCGGAUUUUACUGUACCUAUUUCGGAAAUAGUAGAUACAGUCAUACAGCAAUGUCCUAUUGAUGUUCGUCGUGGUCUUUACGAAAAUAUCGUUCUCUCUGGUGGUUCAACUAUGUUCAAAGAUUUUGCACGGCGUAUGCAACGGGACAUUAAACGAAUUUCAAAUGCUCGAUUAGCUAUAAGUGAAGAAUUAUCCGGUGGCCGGCUAAAGCCAAAACCAAUCGAUGUUCAAGUUGUAUCUCAUAAAAUGCAACGGUACGCCGUAUGGUUUGGUGGUAGCACUCUUGCAGAUACGCCUGAAUUCUACGAAGUUGCUCAUACGAAAGCGGAGUACAUGGAAAAAGGACCUAGUAUUUGCCGUCAUAAUCCAGUGUUUGGUGCACUUACUUAA
Messenger RNA from Thelazia callipaeda (thelaziosis nematode), 1275 nucleotides. NCBI's taxonomy places the organism in Eukaryota, Metazoa, Nematoda, Chromadorea, Rhabditida, Thelaziidae. The record is from the annotation of a GenBank genome assembly.